AUGAUCAGCAAUCAAGAUAUUAAAAACAUUUGUAUUUUUUGUGGAUCUAGAACAGGUACAGACCCAUUGUUUGUAACAAAGACUGAACAACUCGGACAAGAGAUGGCCAAGCGUGGCUACGGUCUUGUCUAUGGUGGUGGAAACGUCGGUUUGAUGGGUGCCAUCUCACACGCCGUCUUUAACGGUGGUGCUUCCGUCAAGGGUAUCAUUCCCCACGCUCUCUCACAACGUGAAGUGUCUGGUGUCACUGUAGGCGAAGUAGAGUUUGUCGAAGAUAUGCAUACUAGAAAGAAUCUCAUGUAUAAGUUGUCUAAUGCUUUUAUCGCUCUUCCAGGUGGUUUUGGUACUUUUGAUGAAUUAUUCGAAUGUUUAACAUGGAUUCAACUUGGUAUUCAUGCCAAGCCAGUUGAGGAUGCCUCAAAGAAGGGAUUCAUCGACGAAAGAUUUGUCACUAGCAUUGUAUUCUCUGACGAUCCAGUUGAUUUAUUAAAUAGAAUUGAAACUGCUGCUCCAGUUAAAUCUGUUUUAGAUUGGCAUGAUGUUGUACCAAAGCCAUAA
Cavenderia fasciculata is the source of this 558-nucleotide messenger RNA. RefSeq lists its product as uncharacterized. The transcript has 3 exons. Bases 1 to 558 code for a protein of 185 amino acids. Gene Ontology annotation, biological process: cytokinin biosynthetic process. The record is from RefSeq and is a predicted model, not a curated record. Gene Ontology annotation, cellular component: cytosol. Gene Ontology annotation, molecular function: hydrolase activity, hydrolyzing N-glycosyl compounds. NCBI's taxonomy places the organism in Eukaryota, Evosea, Eumycetozoa, Acytosteliales, Cavenderiaceae.